AGUUUUGACGACGAUGAACCGGGAUCGGCCAUUAAAGAUAACAGUUGUCGGUGACGGUACUGUGGGCAAAACUUGCAUUCUCAUUGUAUACACCAAGAAUAUAUUCCCUGUGCAAUAUGUUCCAACUGUAUUCGACAACUUUUCGGACACCAUUGAAGUAGACGGAAAAUCGUACAAUGUUUCUCUUUGGGAUACUGCUGGCCAGGAAGACUACGAAAGACUGCGCAUUCUCUCCUAUCCUAAUACCGACGUGUUCCUAUUGUGCUACGCUGUCAAUAAUCGGACGUCAUUUAACCAUGUCUCAACCAAAUGGGUCCCAGAAUUGAGGCAUCACUGUCCUCAUGCACCCAUCGUCGUUGUUGGAGCAAAAAUGGAUGUCCGGAAAGAGGAAUCGACUAACGAGGACUGUGUUUCUUAUGCUGAAGGUCUCAAGAUGAGCAAGAAAAUUGGCGUGUUCCUCGAGUGCUCCGCCAAAACGGGGGAGAAUUUGAGACUGGUCUUCCAACAGGCCGUUCGGGCAGCUCUAAACAAACCAAAACCUAAAAUGAGAAAUUGCAGUCUGCUCUAAUCCGACGAUGUGCAGGCGAAAUAACAGACAAAUUCACGCAGAGUUAACCGGUCAAAUAAUAGAUAAAUAUAUUUCAAUUCCAAAUUUGUCCAACUUUUUGUGGCACUCUCUGAUUGACUUUGCAUUACAGUUGUUAAGAAAAAUU
This is a messenger RNA of Daphnia magna, 713 nucleotides long. Its product is annotated as ras-like GTP-binding protein RhoL. The record is from RefSeq and is a predicted model, not a curated record. The transcript has 5 exons. NCBI's taxonomy places the organism in Eukaryota, Metazoa, Arthropoda, Branchiopoda, Diplostraca, Daphniidae. Bases 14 to 568 code for a protein of 184 amino acids. Gene Ontology annotation, molecular function: GTPase activity; GTP binding. Gene Ontology annotation, biological process: small GTPase-mediated signal transduction.